AUGACUUCCGUGGAAACACGUGAUCAUCAGCUCGACCGCUGGCUUCUGAUGAAAAUCGAGCAUGCAAUCGAGAACCUUGAGGAGCAUAAGCUCAACAACACAGAACUUAAGAAAUGGAACAUUCGCUUCUCCAGCAUGACUCUUGAUCAGAACUCAGACCUCAAGCCCCGCUUCUUCGCACCGAAACCUAACCUCCCGCUACCAAACGAUGAGAUACUCGAUGAGGCCGCUGAACCUGAUAGUGGUGAUGAUGACUAUUAUGCGGCUGCAUACGGCAUGAAUACUUUCUUAGAUUCUUAUGCCUUCAGCCAAGUAGGCCUCUGGAAUGACGGGCCGUGGCGUUCGAUGGACUGUGGUCGAUACAGUACUUAUAAGAGCCUUUGGUUCUAUGGUACUCCAUCACUUGGCCCGUCUCCCGCAUUUGGCGCUUUAACAAUGAUAGAUAGUCCUGGGAAAGAAUAUCCACAUUUUAAAGCAGUCAUAUAUACCGACAUGGAGGCGGAUGACAAAACUUGUUUCCGUUCAGAGGUCUUGAUCAGCCUUCGCCUAAUGUUGGCCCAAUUGAGAAAGGUGCGCCUGAUGCACCAUAAGAUCGCACCGGUUUUGCUUAUCUCGUUGACGGGGAAAAACGCCUCAGGCAAACCAAAACCAAGCAAAGCGCGAUCCUGCGAGGCUUGUCGGCGCUUGAAAACGCGAUGCGAAACCGGCAACUCGGACCGAUGUCAUCGUUGUGAUGUUCUCAGGGUUAGGUGCUCUUUCCAGGCCAUUUCCCGCAGUCACCCGGAACUGAUGCUGGAGGCGGAGGUGGAUUCUGCGACAAGCGGCGACGACUACCAUUCGCGGCUUUGUGCGGUGGAAAACACCUUGAGUCAACUUCAAGCAUCACUAUCUGUCCACAGUGAUGCUGACUGCCGGACUAGACCAGGGGCUCCAUCAACUAUUGAACGAACUGCACGCGAUGCACCCAUGAAUCUUAUCCAAGAGAUCCGACAGAAUAUCACAUUACAUGAACAACCAUCGACCAGCGAUGAUAGCACUGAAGAUAUUAUCAUCAACGGUAUAGUUUCCGAGGAACUUGCUAUCGUGCUUCUGAAAGGAUUCUCGAAAUUAUCCAACCGCUGGUUAUUCAUGAGUACAGACCCCGUCCAGCUACGCACCAAAUCGCCGCUCCUGUUUGGUACCUGUAUUUUGGCAGGUCUCCAUAUCACCCCCUCCUUGUAUGGGUCAUCAACACAUCAAGCUUUGUAUCGCCAUAUUCACGGACUGCUGGGCCAGGCACAUCUUUCUUCCACUGCCUCGCUCGACACAAUACAAUCUAUGUUGAUUUUCUCCAUGUGGGACCUGCGCCCAACUUUGGGCCCUGAUCACGGUACCUCGUGGCUUCUCAGUGGCACGGCGGCUAUGCGGGUGAUCAUGACUACUUCGUUUGGGCAGCUUCUAAAGACAAGCGACGCCGAUAGAAGCGAACGAGCCAGAGCACAAGAAAUAAUGCGCACGUGGAACUUGAUUUGCCUCUGUCAGUUACAAUUUUCCGUGGGCUCUGGUCGUCCACCGAUUAUAUCCAGCCAGUACUUUGACGAAUGUACCAACGUUCUCGAUUUUCCGUCAUACAAUGCACGCGACGAGCUUGUAUUGGCUGGAGUCAGGUUAUACCGACUCCUUUGGGAAAUCCUAAGCUCAAACGUGAUACAAAGGGGAAGUGCUGUUUGGCCUGAAAUCGACAACUUGCGAAUGACCCAGGAGAAUAUUUACAAGCUUGAUUCCUCGCAACCAUUACGGUUUGCAUACGCCUGCACGUACCUGAUUCUGGCACGUCGCACACUCCAACAUACGAGCGAAACUCAACCUGAAGGAAUGACCAACUCCAGGAUAACACAAGAGGAACCAACGCUCCCGUUAAUUCGGUUCGCGAUUAGCCAGUCGCUUCAACUCUUGAAUUUAUUUGUCUCCAUGUCGGAUUUGACCACUUAUAUCCAUCCUGCUUACGAGAAUGUGCUUUGUUCCUUUGCAAUGGUGACACUAGCUGAGUUUUUGGUCCAUUUAGAGGACGUGGGAAGUAUAAUUGUUCUCAUGGAACAGGCCGUCUCUCAUAUUCAAUGUGGAGGCAAAGCCGAGCCGGUGAGCCGGUGGUCUCUGAACAUCAUGAAGCAACAUGUCGCAGAUAGGAUUGAGCAAGAAGAUUGUGUGACUUCGACGGGAGAGAAUGGCACAGGGAUUUAUAUGCCGCAGUCAGUUCAAAAUGCUACUGAGCCCUGGGUUUGCAACGAAUGGGGCAUCGAGCAGGAGUUCCCAUCACUUGAAGACAUGUUCUUCGGUAAUGUGAUUUGA
Messenger RNA from Penicillium roqueforti, 2328 nucleotides. RefSeq lists its product as uncharacterized. Gene Ontology annotation, molecular function: transcription cis-regulatory region binding; zinc ion binding; DNA-binding transcription factor activity, RNA polymerase II-specific. Lineage: Eukaryota; Fungi; Ascomycota; Eurotiomycetes; Eurotiales; Aspergillaceae. The transcript is spliced from 10 exons. Bases 1 to 2328 code for a protein of 775 amino acids. Gene Ontology annotation, biological process: regulation of DNA-templated transcription. The record is from RefSeq and is a predicted model, not a curated record. Gene Ontology annotation, cellular component: nucleus.